Messenger RNA from Propithecus coquereli (Coquerel's sifaka), 2523 nucleotides. It is a transcript of the gene ANKZF1, whose product is annotated as ankyrin repeat and zinc finger domain containing 1. Bases 135 to 2315 code for a protein of 726 amino acids. Lineage: Eukaryota; Metazoa; Chordata; Mammalia; Primates; Indriidae. The record is from RefSeq and is a predicted model, not a curated record. Gene Ontology annotation, molecular function: protein binding. The transcript has 14 exons.
CCUUGGAACUGUGGACGUGCGUGUCGCUCGGCUCCUGGGACAUUUGGUGCAGCUUCUGAGGGCGGGGACGAGUUGACGCGGUUCAGUCUUUGCUUGUCGCUCGGGAGCUGCUUCUAAGUAAUUUCUGCUCAGCCAUGUCGCCAACUCCGGCUCCUGCGUUGGUCUCCCUGUUUGACCUCAGUGCGGAUGCUCCAGUCCUUCAGGGCCUUAGGCUGGUGAGCCACACGCCCGGCGAGGCUGUGGCCCCAGCUCUGCGUACUUCGUAUGCAGGUUCAGAUGAGAGGGAGAGCCCAGAAAGAAAACUGCUCCAGGGUCCUAUGGAUAUUUCAGAGAAGUUAAGCUGUUCAACCUGUGACCAGACCUUCCAAAACCGCCAGGAACAGAGGGAACAUUAUAAGCUUGACUGGCAUCGGUUUAACCUAAAGCAACGUCUCAAGGACAAGCCUCUCCUGUCUGCCCUGGACUUUGAAAAGCAGAGCUCCACAGGAGAUCUUUCCAGCAUCUCAGGAUCAGAAGACUCAGACUCAGCCAGUGAGGAGGACUUACAGACACUGGAUGAGAAGAGGCCUGAAUUUGAGAAGCCUUACCGACCCCAAGGCUUCUACCCUCAUCGGGUUCUUUUCCAAAAUGCCCAGGGCCAGUUUCUUUAUGUCUACCGCUGUGUCCUAGGCCCUCACCAGGUUCCCCCAGAAGAGGCAGAACUGCUGCUACAGAACCUGCAAAGUGGAGGUCCCAGAUACUGCGUGGUGCUCAUGGCUGCAGCUGGGCACUUUGCUGGUGCAGUAUUUCAAGGAAGAGAAGUGGUGAUACACAAAACCUUUCACCGCUACACAGUGCGUGCCAAGCGGGGCACAGCCCAAGGACUUCGGGAUGCCCGAGGUGGGGCACCACGCUCUGCUGGAGCCAACCUGAGGCGCUAUAACGAAGUCACAUUAUAUAAGGAUGUUCGUGAUCUGCUAGCAGGGCCAGGCUGGGCUAAGGCGCUGGAGGAGGCUGGGACAAUACUGCUACGUGCUCCCCACUCUGGCCGGUCCUUGUUCUUUGGAGGCCAUGGGGCACCCCUGCAAAGGGGAGAUCCCCGACUUUGGGAUAUCCCCCUCGCCACCCGCAGACCCACCUUCCAAGAGCUACAGCGUGUGCUCCAAAAGCUGACAACCUUGUAUAUACAUGGAGAAGACCCUUGGGAAGCAGUCAGAUUUCCCUCACCUCAGACCCACUGGAAGACAGUGAGAGAGGAGAAGAAGAAGACUACUGAGGAAGAAAGAAGAAAGGUCUCCAGUGAUAAAAAUGAGACACUUGGGCAGAAUGAGGAAUCUCACAAACAGGGUUCAGGGUCGGAAGGAGAGGAUGGCUUACAGGUAGAGUUGGAGCUAGUGGAGUUGACACUGGGGACCCUGGAUCUUCGUGAGUUUGAGGUAUUGCCCAAGCAAAAGAAGAAAAGAAGGAAUAAGAAGGAGAGAAGCCGAGACCAGGAGGCUGGGACACAUAUGACUCUUCUCCAGCAAUCUCAAGAAGAUGAGCCUUUCUCACAGUCUGCCCAGGCAGUUACAGCCCCCUUGGGCCCUUCGCUGGAUGAGUCCAAGGCCCCUGGUCAGCCAGAGCCCUGGGAUGUGCUUCUAGCUGCUUGCCGAGCUGGAGACGUUGGAAUGCUGAAGCUCCAGCUAGCUGCCAGCCCUGUAGACUCUGGAGUUAUGUCUCUGCUCAGUGCCCCCUUGGGCUCUGGUGGCUUUACUCUCCUGCAUGCAGCAGCCGCAGCUGGAAGAGGCUCAGUGGUUCAUCUGCUGCUGGAGGCAGGUGCUGACCCCACUGUGCAGGACUCCCGAGCCCGGCCACCUUAUACCGUUGCAGCUGACAAAUCAACACGUAAUGAGUUCCGAAGAUUCAUGGAGAAGAAUCCAGAUGCCUAUGACUAUAACAAGGCUCAGGUGCCAGGGCCACUGACACCAGAAAUGGAGGCCCGGCAGGCUAUACGGAAAAGGGAGCAGAAGGUGGCUCGGCGGCGACGGGUGGAACAGCAGCGGGAGCAGCAGGAGCAGGAGGAGCGGGAGCAAGAAGAACAGCAACGAUUUGCCGCCCUCAGUGACCGAGAAAAGAGAGCUCUGGCUGCAGAGCGCCGACUCGCUGCCCAGUUGGGAGCCCCUUCCCCUCCGAUCCCUGAUGCUGCAGUCCUCAAUGCUCGGUGUGGGCCAGGACGCUGCUGGAGUUGUGGGGCAUCCCUCCAAGGCCUCAUUCCCUUUCACUACCUCGACUUCUCGUUCUGCUCCACACGUUGCCUCCAGGAUCAUCGCCGUCGGGCAGGGAGGCCCUCUUCCUGAUCUCUUACCGCUUCACCUGGGGCCAACUCUAGGCCCUAAGAGGGCACAUUCACACUAGCCCUAGGUUUCUUCUUCCCCAUGAAACCAGAGAGUAUUUGGAAGAUUAGGGUGAAUGACACUCAGGAACCAGGGCAAAGACAGGGCCACAGAGGUGUGUGGAGCUGGUACUGUCUCUGGAGCUUUAAUCACAAUAAAGCUUGGCAAGGAA